AUGCUGCCAUUAUUCAAGGAUAACGAUUUCAAGCCAGUAAAGGAUUUAAUGAAACUUACGACAGAUGAACCGCUUACUGCUCACGAUGCCAUCAGUGCCCUUGUUAAUCUGUCUAAAGACCCAGCCAUUGUUGAAGUCAUGAGUGACGAUGCAUUUUUAACCCAAAUGAUUGUGCAUAUUAUUCUUCCUAAAAAUAUCAAUGCCGAUCUGUGUUGCAUGCUUCUUAAUAACAUUUCCAAGUACGAGAUGGUUGCAAAAAAACUUCUUGUGGCCGUGUCUACCGGAUCAACCAAAGAUUCUGAAUCACUGCCGAGUGACUCUACGAUCAUGCGAACCCAUCGUAUUGACAAUCUUUUGGAAAUAUUUGUUCGUGGUGAAACAUCUACCUAUAAUCCCGAAGCCUCGUUUCAUUUUCUUGGUGGAGUUUUUGCCAACAUCACCACUACACCACAUGGAUGUCAGUUUCUUUUGUCGAGAUCUACUAUUGAUCAAACUCUUCGUAUGUCAAAACUAGUUGUUUUCACUGAGCAUAAGGAUGUGAUUCGUCGUGGGUCGGUUGUGUCUGCCAUCAAAAACUGCUGCUUUGGAGCGAGUGUUGCUCAACAUGGCGAAGAUGUAUUGUUUAGCGACGAGCUGAAUUUACUAGUCUAUAUUUUGCUUCCUCUUUCUGGACCAGAAGAUUAUACUACAGAGGAAAUGGAGGGCAUGCCAGACGAGCUUCAGCUUCUUGAGCCUGAAAAGAAACGUGAACCAGACUCUAAAAUUCGUCUGAUGCUUGUUGAAAUCAUUCUUCUUCUCACGUCCACCAGAUUUGGCCGCGAUCGUAUGCGUGCACUCCAGGUAUACCAGGUGAUUAAAAAACUACAUCUUAUUGAGCGCGACGAAGCCAUCCAAUCAGUGAUUGAGGAGAUUGUCAACAUGCUAAUGCGUGAUGAGGCUAGCCAAGAAGUUGCGCACAUUGAGCCUGCACAUUAA
Batrachochytrium dendrobatidis JAM81 is the source of this 975-nucleotide messenger RNA. RefSeq lists its product as uncharacterized. The coding region runs from base 1 to 975 and encodes 324 amino acids. NCBI's taxonomy places the organism in Eukaryota, Fungi, Chytridiomycota, Chytridiomycetes, Rhizophydiales. The transcript has 4 exons. The record is from RefSeq and is a predicted model, not a curated record.